AUGGCGUCUCCUGCCCGGAGUAACCACGUGUGGGUAGGAUCCGAGACGGGCAUUUUGAAAGGCAUCAACCUUCAAAAGAAACAGGCUACAAACUAUAAGCUGGGGGAUGGAAUGCUCAGUCGACAUGAAGCUGUUACCACCAUGUGUUGGGGGGAUCCUUAUGAGUCUGAGAUCUUUGUGGGAUGCCUUGAUGGAUCGGUCAAGUUAUUUAGCACUGAGAAGGGCAAGUUUACAGAGUCGCGAGACUGUCAAGGAGGCGAGGGACCUUUCUGUGGCCUGGCUAUACUUGAUGGCUCCCUCAUCACCUGCGUGCAGUCUGGCUUGCUGAAGGUUUGGCGGGACACUUCAUCAGAAAAAGUGGAGAUCCAGGUGGGCCCUGGCGUGUGCCGCAUGCGCCAGAACCCUGAGCAGCUGCACCGCGUGGCCACUGGUGGGAAGGAGAACUGCCUCAAAGUGUGGGAUCUACAUCAGCCACAGGAGCCCAUCUUCAGAGCCAAAAAUAUGCGGAAUGACUGGCUUGAUCUGAGGGUGCCCAUCUGGGACCGGGACAUGCAGUUCCUGCCUGGAUCGGAGAAGAUUGUUACCUGCACAGGGUAUCACCAGGUCCGCCUUUAUGACCCCAGCUGCCCACAGCGCCGCCCUGUGUUGGAGGCCACCUUUGGCGAGCAUCCGCUCACUGCCCUCUCGUUGACUUCUGACGGAAAUGCUGUAGUCGUGGGCAGCUCGCGAGGGGACGUGGCAGUCAUAGAUCUGCGACAAGGGCGGUUGGCGAAGUGCCUCAAGGGUUUUGCUGGAAGCGUCCGCGCCAUCCAGUGCCACCCUGCACUGCCACUGGUGGCCUCGUGCGGGCUGGACCGCUUCCUCCGCGUACACAGCCUGCACCACAAGCGCCUGGAGCAUAAGGUCUAUCUGAAAUCUCGGUUGAACUGCCUGCUGCUGACCAGCCAAGAGAAGUGGGAGGACGAGGACCUGGACUCUUCAGCUGAUCUCCAGAGUGACGUGAAGGAGGAGGAGGACGAAAUCUGGAACUCCAUGGAAGUGGUGGCCAGCAAGCAGAAAGCAGAACCACAGCCGUGCUCCGAGUCGGGGAGCGAAGAGCCCCCAAAGGACAAGCCUUUGAAAAAGCGGAAGAAAAUUAGAAAAGCAGAAUCCUGAUGUGGGUUGGGGUGG
Molecule: messenger RNA, 1170 nt
Organism: Euleptes europaea (tarantolino)
Lineage: Eukaryota; Metazoa; Chordata; Lepidosauria; Squamata; Sphaerodactylidae
Gene: WDR74
Product: WD repeat domain 74
Exons: 11
Coding region: 1-1155 (384 amino acids)
Biological process (GO): ribosomal large subunit biogenesis
Cellular component (GO): preribosome, large subunit precursor; nucleolus
Molecular function (GO): protein binding
Source: RefSeq, a predicted model, not a curated record